AUGAAUACGAAAGGACGAGACUACGUUCGCGUGAAUAUGCCACUGCUUGGCCUGGGAACAUGGCAAGUUCGAUCUUCCGACAUUCCCGGAUCUCUCGAUGCUGCUCUUUCUGCCGGCUACCGCUUCAUCGACACUGCACAAAUCUACGGAAACGAAGCUGCGAUUGGGAAAGCGCUGAAAGAACUCCUACCCAAAUACAAUCUUUCUCGAGAGAACAUCUUUAUCACUUCAAAGUUGGCCCCAGGAAAUCAGGGUUCUGUCGCAGAGGACUCGAUACAAAAAUCACUGGAGAAUCUACAAAGUGACUACAUCGAUUUGUUCAUUAUUCACUGGCCCGGUUCAUCAAAUCGUUCAGAAAGUCCCAAAAACGCGGCUCUUCGAAGACAAAGCUGGGAAACAAUGGAGAAGCUUCACGAACAGGGAAAAUUGAGAGCGAUCGGUGUUUCAAAUUACCUUGAAAGACAUUUAGAAGAGCUCUUGAGUCACACGAAAGUUCUUCCAGCGGUCGAUCAAUGUGAAUAUCAUGUACACUAUCAAACGAAUGAUCUUGUGAAUUACUGCAAAGACAAAGGAAUUCACUUUCAAUCUUACAGCACUCUCGGAUCACCAGAUGGUCGGAAAAAGUUAAUGAAUGAUCCGAAAGUCGUCACUUUGGCUGAGAAAUACAAGAUUUCCGUUCCAGUUUUGCUGCUGGCUUGGGCAAUUAAUCAAGAAAUUAGUGUAUUGCCUCGAAGCACAAAGAAAGAUCACAUUGAGGAGAAUUUCAAGGCACUGCAAAUUCAAAUGGAUCCAGCUGAUGUUCAAUCACUUCUUUCAAACGAUGCUAAAUCAAAGUAUUGUUGGGAACCAAAUAGUGUUGUU
Mesorhabditis belari is the source of this 861-nucleotide messenger RNA. The record is from the annotation of a GenBank genome assembly. Lineage: Eukaryota; Metazoa; Nematoda; Chromadorea; Rhabditida; Rhabditidae.